Thermothielavioides terrestris NRRL 8126 is the source of this 1241-nucleotide messenger RNA. RefSeq lists its product as uncharacterized. The record is from RefSeq and is a predicted model, not a curated record. Lineage: Eukaryota; Fungi; Ascomycota; Sordariomycetes; Sordariales; Chaetomiaceae. The coding region runs from base 99 to 1118 and encodes 339 amino acids. The transcript is spliced from 3 exons.
CCGGCAGCUGCAACGCCUGUCCUCUUCGAGUUGCUUCCACUUCUCGUACCAAGUUUCCUUAACGCGUUCAUUUUCCAGUUCCUUGCCGUUUGCGCGCAAUGCCUCCUUCAAGCUCCAAGUCCAAGCCCAAGCCCUCCGAGGUCGCCUCAGAAGCCAAGAGGCAUUACAUCCCCAAGAUCAGGAGAGACUACCAAUCGACCUGGCCGACCUGCUCCUACAUCUAUCACCAGCCGCUGCUGCAAAUCAACUUUCCUGAGAGGCCACUUGAUCUCUCACCCCCUUCCUUCUACGUGUACCACGCAGAGCCCGUCGACUUCGCUCUGGAAUGGGUUGCACGGGCACAGUGUGCCAUACCUUUGAUCUGCGCGGCCAACGACAAACGCCCUGGGGGAGAUUGGGAAACCGGCGUUGUCGGCUAUGAGGAACGCCUCUGUCGGCGAAGCACCCUUGCAGCAUGCCUGGCCACCCCAGCAGAGGGUUCUCCGGCGGACACCCACUACCCGCUCCCGAUGUGCGCCGGCGUCCUGUCGCAAAGCGUUGUUGUCUUCCGUGGGCCCCACGACCGAUACGAAAAACUGCCCGAGGAUCAGUGGCGAGCACUACCCGUAGUGUCGGUCCCUCCGCCGCGGUGGCCCAAGUUGACGCAAAACGGGACCAAGUACUCUUUUUCCGAUGAGCGCGAGAUGGUCAAGGAAAAGCUGCGCGGGGCGCUCCGCAUCUGCGCAUACAACGGCUACAGCACAGUGGUGGUAGGGGAUUUUGGCUUGGGCAACGGCUACCGGAAUCCGCCCCAAGAACUUGCCGAACUGUGGCGGGAGGUGUGCCUCUACGACCCCGAUUUGCGUGGCCGGAUCCGCUGCGUAACGUUCGUGUUCGAGGAUCCCAACCAGAGUACAACGCAGUUGAUCCUGGACGACAUAGCGAAGAAGGCCAAGGGAAGCAGCAGCAGCGGCUCGUCGAGCAGGUCCAAGUCGAAGACCAGCUCAAGCUCGAGCUCAUCCGCCUGCAACUCGCCCACCGACUUCCAGAUCUUUUCUCAGGUGUUUGACCCCAUGGAGAUCCAGCGGUUCCUGGCACAGCCCGACGCGAGAUAUGGUCUCAACAAUCUGCUCUCCUGAUGGAAUCUCGUUAUCUGGUUUUUUUUUCUACAGGCGUUACGGGUUUCGGAGAGUUGGGAACUGAUCUACUUGGACUGUUCGGCCACCUCUUUGGGACAACCCUCAUUUGUGUCACCUGCAUUU